Etheostoma spectabile (orangethroat darter) is the source of this 2426-nucleotide messenger RNA. It is a transcript of the gene tra2a, whose product is annotated as transformer 2 alpha homolog. Gene Ontology annotation, molecular function: RNA binding. Bases 1164 to 1769 code for a protein of 201 amino acids. NCBI's taxonomy places the organism in Eukaryota, Metazoa, Chordata, Actinopteri, Perciformes, Percidae. The transcript is spliced from 9 exons. The record is from RefSeq and is a predicted model, not a curated record.
GGAAGACGAGACGGGACGUGACGACAGAUGCUGCAGUACAUAAACACAUUACCCACCUCCUCCCGCGCCAUCUUCUAGCUAAUAACCGGGCAGGAUAAAGCCGUGUGUCAAACCUCAGUGAGGCUCAUUUCUGUCAAAAAUACUCGGUUGUAUGAGCUGUAACGUUUCUGAACAAUGAGUGAUAUUGAGGAUGGAAACUAUGAAGGACGGGUUAUUGACCGUGAAGGAUUUGAAGAGUUUUAUCCAAGAAUGAUGAAGAAAAAUGUCAAGAUAAAAGAAGGCUAAUGAAAACAUGUACAGAGCAGAACAUAGAAGUGGAAAGGGAGAAAAUGUGACGGAAGAAUGGUGUCAGAUAGAAGCGCUUGCAGUGUAAUGGCUAAAAUGAAACUGGUUUCAGUUUGGGUGAAGAGAGGAAAAACUGACCUGGAAUCAGAAAAUGAGAAAACUGAAAAAAGAAGAACGAAGAAGGAUAGAAAUCCCGAGAACAGGGAGUAGCGUAAAGAAUCUGGAAGAAUGAAUGUGUCCCUAGGUUAAGUAAAUACACUGUUUGUGUCACAAAUGUCUUUUCUUCAUGCUCUUUAUGUAACAUGAAAAUGCAUGUUUUAUUUUUCCCCUUUAUGACCCAGGUGGACAUGGACAUAGACUUGUCAUGUACAUUUGAUUUAUAUGGUUAAUUAUAGGCCACAUUGUAAGCAAAUUAGUUAUUUAUUGGAGCUAUAGAAUUACUAACCCUUUCCUCCUCAGUACAUAAGCUGUACAAUUUAGAUAGGUGUACUGUAUGUGUCCAACAUACUCUACCACCACAUCUUACUACUCUCUGCUUAAUUGUUUUUCUGUAUAAAGAAAUGCAUGUAUUUGUCCAUGAGUAAGUUGUUAACAUGCUGUUGUGGCAAUAGGGCUCACGCUCCCCAUCUAAAUUGGAUCACGGGAGUCCUGAUCGGGCCAAGUCGGAGAGCAGGUCCGGCUCCCCAAGCCCAGCCCGGGCCCCCAAACGCUCGGAGUCCAGAUCCCGGUCUCGGUCCAAAACUAGGUCUCAUUCCAGGCGGCAUUCAAACCGCCGCUAUAGCCGUUCACGCUCUCCGUCCUAUUCCCGCCGGAGGAAGUCCCGCUCUCGUUCCUACAGUCCCGAGUACCGCCGGAAGAAGAGCCAGAGCACUUCCCCUAUGUCGAACCGGCGCCGACAAACUGGCAGCAGGAGCCAUGACUUCCCAAAAGAAUCAAACGGUCAUGGGGGAGCAGAUGCUGAUGUUAGGGCGAACCCUGACCCCAGCAAAUGCUUGGGGGUGUUUGGUUUGAGCCUGUACACCACAGAGCGCGACCUGAGGGAGGUGUUUUCCCGCCACGGUCCUCUGGCAGGGGUCAAUGUGGUUUACGACCAGCGCACGGGUCGCUCCCGUGGCUUUGCUUUUGUGUACUUCGAGAGAAUUGAGGAUUCCAAAGAGGCAAUGGAGCGAGCCAAUGGCAUGGAGCUGGACGGGAGGCGCAUCAGAGUGGAUUAUUCCAUUACUAAACGUGCUCAUACCCCCACACCUGGAAUCUACAUGGGCCGACCAACUCACAAUGGCGGCGGCGGCGGCGGUGGUGGUGGUGGAAGUGGCGGUGGAAGCAGCAGGAGGGGGAGAGACUCUCAUUAUGACCGCGGCUAUGAACGCUACGACAGAUAUGACGAGUAUGACUAUAGGUACAGUCGGAGACGCUCUCCAUCACCCUACUACAGUCGAUACAGGUCUCGCUCACGGUCUCGCUCUUACAGCCCACGGCGAUACUAAGUUCUUCUUUCAACAUUCAGCUUCCCUCCAAUAAUCAAUGGUGUGUGUGACUCAUCGAGGUGUUUCUGAGGGGAACAUUUUGGAUUAGCAUGUCUAUAUCAACAGAACUCUUACGUUUGAGAUGGUUCUUGUUUACAUGCAAUAGAUGUCUUAAGUUUUUUUGUUUUUUAGACGUUUUGAUGCAUCCAUGUUGCGUGUGAGCAAAGAAGUCUGCAACUGUUGCUUUGUUCUUAGACUUGCAUCCUUCCUUCCCUUUUUUCAUUUUCUGCAACGAUACUUUAUUUUUUUUUUUCCUGUUAAACGAUAUUCCUGAUCCCUGUAAAAGUGGUCCUUGUCAUGAUGCAGAAAAUAAACUGAGUUUUAGUAAAUAAUGGUGACAUUUGAUUUUUACAACCUGUAUUAAAUAAAUGAAUCAAUCCAGUAAAUCACAGCUUGAUCUCAGUGUUACCUAGCACUACCUGAGUUUACUGGGGAGUAGCAGGUCACAGGCUGUUAAAUGGGAGGGUUACCAGCAAUCGGUGGUUGGUUCUUUUGCGCACAUUCAUUUUUAUUUUUUUGUAGUCACGGAAGUCAUCGUUUGAGUUUCCCCAGAGAGUUUUAUGUAUUGCAUUUUUGUAUUGUUUCUUUGUAUGGAAAUACAAAUGUAUGAAAACUCCA